Messenger RNA from Synchytrium microbalum, 675 nucleotides. RefSeq lists its product as uncharacterized. Gene Ontology annotation, cellular component: membrane. Bases 1 to 675 code for a protein of 224 amino acids. The record is from RefSeq and is a predicted model, not a curated record. The transcript is spliced from 4 exons. NCBI's taxonomy places the organism in Eukaryota, Fungi, Chytridiomycota, Chytridiomycetes, Synchytriales, Synchytriaceae.
AUGAGCGACAAUCUGAUGGUGAAGAAGGAGUCCGGUCAUCAGACCCGUGCAGCCCGCAUGUCUGCAGGCAAUAUCAAACUGCCUACAAACCCAAAGCUCUUUACCAAAGCUGUGAAUCCGCCGACAUUGAUCGAUACGUUUAGAGAAACAAGAUUUCGCAUUCGUGUGAUGCAACUCUUGUCUGCUAGCAUAUCGUUUGCAUCGCUCGCUGCAUCUGUUUACUCUGCUACCUUUACUUCAGCUCCAAUACAGGGUAGCGGCAUGACCUUUAUGACUUCGGUCUCGAUAUCCAGCAUGAUCAUAUCAGCAGCAUGCAUGCUUUUAUACCUCUGUCCUGCCUCCUUGAAAAUCCCUCCACAUCGACAUCCACGGUUUUCACGAGUUGAAGUCACUGCUGAUUUCAUAUAUGUCUUGUUUUGGCUUGGAGCUGCUUUGGCUAUGGCUUCAUCGGGACAGUGUCCUCCUACAUCGUCACGAGCCUAUUUGAUUUCAUCGGUUUGCUUUCCGUGGAAUCUUUGUAUGGCUUUUGGAAUUGUUUCUGCUGUUUUGUUUGCUGUCACGUAUGGAAUGGGCUUGUUUGAUUUGAAAAAGUAUGGAUUCGCUACUUCGGGAAUACAUGGAAAUCCAACUAUAGGACGUCCUACAUGGAAGCUACCUGACACGAACACGGAUUAG